AUGCUCUCAAUAUUGGUCACCGUGGGCUUUCUCUGCACAGCCACUGCCAUUGCUGAAGUAAUGGAAGUGACUCAGCCAGCAAUGGUGCUGGCCAACAGGCAAGGAGUCGCCAGCUUGGUGUGUAAAUACAAGCACAUUGGGAAUGCAAAGGAAAUUCGAGUGACUCUGCUUAAACAGACGGGUGACCGGUUCACUGAAAUUUGUGCUUCAACCUACACAACGGAGUUUAAAAUGUUCAGUGUGGAAGAGGUCAUUCAGUGCCAUGUUAGCCCUAGCAGAAACAAGGUGACCCUCACCCUCACUGGCUUGCAAGCUAACGAUACUGGUCUUUACAUCUGCAAGAUGGAGCGGAUGUACCCUCCACCCUAUUUUAUGAACAAGGGAAAUGGGACGCAUCUCUAUGUCAUUGAUCCAGAACCUUGUCCAGACACUGCCAUAUAUCUCUGGGUAUUAGGAGCUACUGCCUCAGGAUUUUUUCUUUACAGUACCAUCAUCUCAGCCUUUCUCGUGGGCAAAGCGAUAAAGAGAAGACGAUGUCUCACUACUGGGGUCUAUGUGAAAAUGCCUUCUGAAAAGCUAGAGAAAAAAGUGAUUCCAUUCCACAUCACUGUUAACUGA
This is a messenger RNA of Gymnogyps californianus (California condor), 618 nucleotides long. It is a transcript of the gene CTLA4, whose product is annotated as cytotoxic T-lymphocyte associated protein 4. The transcript has 4 exons. Gene Ontology annotation, biological process: regulation of T cell proliferation; immune response; B cell receptor signaling pathway. Lineage: Eukaryota; Metazoa; Chordata; Aves; Accipitriformes; Cathartidae. The coding region runs from base 1 to 618 and encodes 205 amino acids. The record is from RefSeq and is a predicted model, not a curated record. Gene Ontology annotation, cellular component: membrane; external side of plasma membrane.